Messenger RNA from Colletotrichum godetiae, 497 nucleotides. RefSeq lists its product as uncharacterized. The coding region runs from base 243 to 416 and encodes 57 amino acids. The transcript has a single exon. Lineage: Eukaryota; Fungi; Ascomycota; Sordariomycetes; Glomerellales; Glomerellaceae. The record is from RefSeq and is a predicted model, not a curated record.
GUGUGCCUGUCUUGUUAGCAACGGAGAGCUGCAUUGCCCGAAGACCGUGCAUCAGCCAAUGGAACUUGCCAAUUAGGGGCUCUGAUACAAUUUUCUACUUCAAGUUCCUCUCUCCCUCAACCCUAGCUUGGGUACAGAUAUCUACCACCGCCAACUACCGUCGGCAGAAGAUUAGCUCUGAAGAUGCCAUCAACAAAGGACAAAGAGUGGAGUUAUAGUAUUCGAGUCGGUGUCCUGACGCUAUGGGACCGGGUCGAAUGACGACCAAAGAGAUAUGGAAGAAGUAUGGCAUGCCUCGGCGCACUUUCAACGCGAUCCACAACAAAGCUCUAGCCCAAGGAUGGGGGCCAGGUCAACCAGUACUAAUAACUCAUGUCGAAGACGGGGCUCGCUCCGGCCGCCCGAAGAAAAGGUGACGGCUCUAGCGGGCCCCUCGGAGGUGUGGAUGGUAUCAGCCCUAGUACCUAGCCAUAAAGGGCGUAGAGACAAACUCCACC